Molecule: messenger RNA, 2802 nt
Organism: Nicotiana tabacum (common tobacco)
Lineage: Eukaryota; Viridiplantae; Streptophyta; Magnoliopsida; Solanales; Solanaceae
Product: pumilio homolog 23
Biological process (GO): endonucleolytic cleavage in 5'-ETS of tricistronic rRNA transcript (SSU-rRNA, 5.8S rRNA, LSU-rRNA); ribosomal small subunit export from nucleus; endonucleolytic cleavage to generate mature 5'-end of SSU-rRNA from (SSU-rRNA, 5.8S rRNA, LSU-rRNA)
Cellular component (GO): 90S preribosome; preribosome, small subunit precursor; nucleolus
Molecular function (GO): RNA binding
Source: RefSeq, a predicted model, not a curated record
CCUAAAAGCAGGAAGGGAGACCUAAAUCAGAUACUCCCACCCUUAGAGAAAACGGCGCACCUUCAUUCCCUCUUUCUUCUCCAUUUCUUCUUCAUCUGCUACACAGAAAAGAGUUUGAUUUCUUUGUUCAAAUUUCAUCUAAGCUACUGUCAUUUCUGUUUUCGAUGUACUUGGAGUAACUUUUACUCAUAUGGAGUUUAUUUGAAGUAUUUGGAAUGAGUUUGAGGUCUAUCCGAUUUCGAGCUUUCCGGCGCCGUUCGAGUUUUGUUACUGGUUCUCGGUCCUUGCUCGAUUUUGGUAGCUACUGUUUUUUUUUUAAAAUUUUCCUUUCGAGUUCAAUCGUCGGAAUUCUCAUUAAGUUGUAAUCAUCGGAGAUUCACAUAUAUAAAGGAAGCUUAUUGAGUAGGCAAGCAUUGCAGUGUAAAAACCCAUGGUUUCUUAGGUCUGCAAGCUUUAAUUUUGAGAAAACAUAAAGCCUGUUAUUUGACGGAGCGGUUAACUGCUUGGGAGGAUAAAACGAAUAAUCAGGGGAAAGGAAAAGAAGAAUGGGACGAAAGACGUCAAAAAAGCAUACUGGAUUUGAUGCUGAUAAUACUAUUGAAAGUGUAUCGGGAGGAAACACCUAUGACAAUGAUAGAACUCGUAAGCCCAACCAGGCAACCCCUGUUCCACAGACAUCAUUUCUCAGACAGCAGAUUGAUCCUGAGACUGCAAAAUAUUUUGCGGAGAUUGCUAAUGCCAUAGAAGGUACAGAAAUUGACCCGGAGGAGCGGUCUGUCAUUUGUGGAAAUGCAUUGGAAGAAACAAGAGGGAAAGAAGUAGAACUUGCAACUGAUUAUAUAAUAAGCCAUACUUUGCAAACUCUACUUGAAGGUUGUUCUUUGGAUCACCUUUGUAGUUUCCUUCAGAGCUGUGCAAAGAAUAUCUCUCAUAUUGCAGCUGAUAGAUCAGGCUCUCACGUGGUCGAAACGGCUUUAAAAUCUCUAUCUUAUCACCUUCAGGAAAAUGAGAACCAUUCUCUGAUUGAACAAGCUUUGACUAAACUUUGUAAGGCAAUUGUUGUGAAUCCUGUCGAUAUAAUGUGCAACUGCCAUGGAUCUCAUGUGCUUCGGAGUCUUCUUUGCCUACUUAAAGGGGUGCCUUUAGAAGAGUUCCAUUCCACAAAGUCAUCAGUUGUCUUGGCUGAACGCUUGAAUCUCAAGGCGCCUCAUGCAAAAGACAAUGGCUCAUUGCAGUCUCAGCAAAUAUUUCCUAAUUUGCUUAAAGAUUUUGUAUCAGAGAUGUUAAAUGUUGCCAGUGAAGACAUUUCAAAACUUCAAACUAAUCAAUACAGCAGUUUAGUUCUGCAGACUGCUUUGAAAUUAUUUGCUGGAAAUGAACAGGAAUUGUUGCAUUUAAUUCGAGUUCUUCUUGGGAGCAGCGCUGAAAGUGCCAAUGCUGGAAACUUGUUAGAAGGAAAAACCAUACGAAACAUUUCAAGGCUAGUGGAAGAAACUGCAUACAGUCAUUUGAUGGAGGUCAUCCUGGAAUUUGUUCCUGAAACAUUGUACAGUGAGUUGUUAACAAAAGUUUUCAGGAAGUCAUUGUUUCGAAUGUCAUCUCAUCACUGUGCGAACUUCGUUGUGCAGGCUUUAGCAUCUCACGCCAAAAGUGAGGAUCAUAUGGACUUGAUCUGGGAGGAGCUUGGAACAAAGUUUCAUGAUCUUUUCGAAAUGGGAAAGUCUGGAGUUGUUGCUUCUGUCCUUGCUGCAACUCAAAGGCUCCACAGUCAUGAACAUGAGUGUUGUCAGGCCAUUGCUUCCGCUGUAUGCACAGGGGAUGAGUUUCCCAAGUGUAUCAUCCCCCGAAUAUUAUUUCUUGAAAAUUUCUUUUGCUCAGGUGACAAAUCUAACUGGAGUUGGCCACACGGAACAAAGAUCCAUGUAGUUGGAUCUCUUAUUCUGCAGUCAAUAUUUAGACUUCCCAGUGAACUCAUACAGGUCUAUAUUACUAGUAUCACAUCUUUGGAAGAGCAUCAUGUUCUUGAGGCAUCGAAAGAUCCUAGUGGUUCGCGGGUCAUUGAAUCUUUCCUCAACUCGAAUAUAUCGGCAAAGCAAAAGCGGAAGUUAGUUGCCAAGCUUCGAGGACAUUUUGGUGAGCUCUCAGUGCACCCAUUUGGUUCAUUUACAGUUGAAAAGUGCUUCACUGCUAGUAACUUGUCUCUGAGAGAAACAAUAGUGUCGGAAAUGUUACCUCUCCAAUCAGAGCUAUCCAAGACUAAGCAGGGGCCUUACCUACUGAGGAAAUUCUAUAUUGACGGAUUUGCAAGGCAACCUGAUCAGUGGAAGUCGAGACAAGCUUCACAACAAUCUGCGCUCAAAGAAUUUUAUGCUACAUUCGGACCAAGGGAAACCAAAUCACUUGUAAAGGAGAACUUUCUUGCUGAUACUCAUUCCAAACCAAAGCAAGAAAAAUUGAAAGACAUUAGGAAAGAGAUCGAGCCGACUUUGUCUUCUGCCAAAACUUCCAAUACCCCCUUUUUGGCUCAUCAGGUUUCCAAAAAAGUGAAAAGGUCGAAAGAUGAGAAGAAAAGGCAUAGGAAAGAUGGUCAAUCAGAAUCUCAAAGAAAGAGGACUAAAGUUUAACUGUAAUGUUUAUAGGUUCUUUAUUCAAUUUUACGUUACUGUGAAUGAUCAGUUUUGGUCACUUUUUGUUGUUUGAUCAGAAAGGCAUGGAACUUCUAUUGGAUGCCGAGUACACUUGAAUUUAGUUGUUCAUGCGAUCUUUGAUUUUUAUUUAAAUGCUACAUUGCUAAGUUUAAAA